Molecule: messenger RNA, 723 nt
Organism: Adineta ricciae
Lineage: Eukaryota; Metazoa; Rotifera; Eurotatoria; Adinetida; Adinetidae
Source: the annotation of a GenBank genome assembly
AUGCCUUCAUUAUCGAAAACUCCAUUUCUUAUUGGUGUCUCCGGAGGGCCAUGUUCUGGUAAAUCCACAGUAUGCCAACGAAUUGUCGAUGCUUUACAGCCGGAGAAUUCAACUGAUCAGACAAAGCGUGUUACUGUGAUAGCAAUGGAGAAUUUUUAUAAGCCGAAGACACCGGAACAACGUGAUAUGGCAUUACGUGGAAAUUACAAUCUUGAUCAUCCAGAUGCAUUUGAUGAAAAACUUUUAUACAGUACUUUAAAAAAGCUACUCAACGGCGAAACUGUUCAAAUCGCUCGGUAUAAUCCUGCUAAAUAUGAACAUACCGAAGGAGUAUUCGAUACAAUCGAAUCUGUACCAGUCCUUAUUGUCGAAGGCAUUCUCGUUUUUUAUUUCCCAGAAAUUCGAAAUCUCUUUCAAAUGAAAUUAUUUGUUGAUACAGAUGCGGAUACACGUUUGGCUCGUCGUGUUCUGCGUGAUAUGAAACAGCAUGGUCGUAGCUUAGAAAAUAUCUUAACUGGCUAUACAAAUCAUGUUAAACCCUCAUUCGAAGAUUUCUGUCUACCAACAAAGAAAUAUGCCGAUGUGAUUAUACCACGUGGUGCUGAUAAUCAUGUUGCUGUUGACCUUAUCAUUCAACAUAUUAGAGAUUUUUUCAAAGCUAAAUCUGAAAAACAUGAAAAUCAACAAUCAAUCGAGAAGACUCUGCCAGCACGACCUCAUUAA